Molecule: messenger RNA, 5768 nt
Organism: Gopherus flavomarginatus (Mexican gopher tortoise)
Lineage: Eukaryota; Metazoa; Chordata; Testudines; Testudinidae
Gene: SLC43A2
Product: solute carrier family 43 member 2
Exons: 14
Coding region: 584-2284 (566 amino acids)
Biological process (GO): transmembrane transport; neutral amino acid transport
Molecular function (GO): neutral L-amino acid transmembrane transporter activity; L-amino acid transmembrane transporter activity
Source: RefSeq, a predicted model, not a curated record
UCCCUGCAUAUUCUGUGGCUGGUAUGGUUGCCCUGGUGCCUGUUCUUCCCUCUCUGCACAGUGCUGUGGCCAGUUCAGACUGGUUUUGGCUGUUGGGGGGGGUGAAGAAGGGUCAUGGUAGCGCAUGUGGAUGGGGCAGGACUGCCCCUUGUGCCAGGUGACACUGGGUUCUGUGAGUGGGGAAGUACACGUGGCGGCAGGGGUUGUGUUCUGCCUCUCGUUGCAGCAUUAGGGGUGAGACCUACUCCCCACCCAUGGCUCAAGCUUCUUAGUAAAUUGGGUCAGACCCUCCAUGCUGGGGGUGAGCCAGGAGGAAGGGACCUUAUAAGUUGGGACUUGCUCUAGAUCCAGUAAUCACAGGCAGCCCUGGUGUUCCUGACUUUUCCUCAUGGCCUUCUCUCCCUCAUCAUAAUUAAAGUGGAUUCUUCUCUGAAAAGUGGCUAUAGAAGUGGCUUCUUCAAAUGAGGCUAUGAGUCUCAUCUAGACCAGUGGUUCUCAGCCAGAAGUACUUGUACUCCCUGGGGGUAUGCAGAGGUCUUCCAGGGGGUUUAGAUUCUAGAGAAAUAAGUCCUCCCGUGUUGCAAUGGCUCCCACACUUGCUACUGCACAUCGGCGGCGCUGGUGGAUGGCAUGCACAGCUGUUGUAGAGAAUCUUCUCUUCUCUGCUGUUCUUCUGGGCUGGGCAUCACUGCUCAUCAUGCUGAAGUCCGAAGGAUUUUACUCCUACCUCUGUCAUGAACCAGAGAAUUUUACCACCAGCUCUGCACAUGGAAACACAACAGAGCAGGAAGCUAUGAUUCGGAUCAAUGGGUGGCUCAUCUGCCCGGAGCAGGAUGAAAUGCUGAACCUGGCUUUUACCAUUGGAUCCUUCUUGCUGAGUGCAAUCACUCUGCCUCUUGGGAUUGUCAUGGACAAAUAUGGCCCUCGCAAACUGCGUCUGCUUGGCAGUGCCUGCUUUGCUGUGUCCUGUGUGAUGAUUGCAUAUGGAGCUAGUAACCCAAAUUCACUGUCAGUGCUGAUCUUCAUCUCACUGGCUCUGAAUGGCUUUGGUGGAAUGUGCAUGACCUUUACCUCACUUACGCUGCCCAACAUGUUUGGUGACCUUCGUUCCACGUUCAUUGCUCUGAUGAUUGGCUCCUACGCUUCCUCAGCUGUCACUUUUCCUGGAAUCAAGGUUAUAUAUGACUUUGGUGUCUCUUUCAUCCUCAUUUUGAUUGUCUGGGCAUCCUGUGCAGGACUAGUUUUCUUCAACUGUUUCUUCAACUGGCCACUGGAGCCGUUCCCAGGACCAGAAGACAUGGACUACACAGUGAAGAUCAAGUUCAGCUGGCUGGGAUUUGACCACAAAAUUACAGGGAAACAGUUUUACAAGCAGGUGACCACAGUGGGACGUCGUCUGAGUGUGGGAAGCUCCAUGAAGAACCCCAAGGAGCUGGUAGCUCAAGAGGGAAACAAACUCUGUCUGUCAACAGUGGACCUGGAAGUGAAAUGUCAAGCAGACGAUGCAGCAUCUCCGUCCUUUAUGCACAGUGUCUUCAGCCCAAUUUUGCUACUCAGCCUCAUCACCAUGUGCGUCACUCAGCUGCGGCUCAUUUUCUACAUGGGGGCCAUGAACAAUAUCCUGGGAUUCCUUGUGGAGGGAGACUUGGAGACAGUGAGUCUCUACACCUCUGUUUUUGGGGUGUUGCAGCUGCUCUGCCUGAUGACUGCCCCCAUGAUUGGAUACAUCAUGGACUGGAAGCUGAAGGAAUGUGAUGAUGGUUCAGAACAGGCUGAGAGUGAUGCUAAUCAAGAUGGUAAAAAAAAGAAAAAACGUGAUCGCCAGAUUCAGAAGAUUUCGAAUGCGACAAGAGCUUUUGUGUUCACCAACAUACUACUAGUUGGAUUUGGAAUUACCUGUCUCAUUCCUAACCUGCCUUUGCAGAUCCUUUCCUUCAUUUUGCACACGAUAGUGAGAGGAUUCAUCCACUCAGCGGUGGGAGGCCUCUAUGCAGCUGUAUACCCCUCAACGCAGUUUGGCAGCUUGACGGGACUGCAGUCUUUGGUCAGUGCCCUCUUUGCUCUUCUGCAGCAGCCCUUGUUCCUGGCAAUGAUGGGACCAUUGAAAGGAGACCCUCUUUGGGUGAACGUGGGGCUUCUUGGAGUGAGUAUGCUGGGCUUCUGCCUGCCGAUCUAUCUGAUCUGCUAUAAACGCAGGCUAGAAAGAGAGAAACAGCAGAGAAGUGAUGAUGCCAAACUCUUCCUCAAAAUCAAUGGUACUCCCAAUGAGGAAGCCUUUGUUUAAGCCAGUGCUUCAAACAGAGCCUCCUCUUCACAAGUUCCCCUGCCACUUCAAUGGGUCUACCUCUGGCCCAAGUCAUGAUCCUUAUCUCCAUGCUCUGCCAGCUUCACACAGCAUGGUCUGCUGUCUUAGAGUAAAGACUGUGUGUGUUUCUGAGACACAUGCCAGGAGGAGGCCUCCCUCUUCUUUCCUUUUCUAAAAGCUAUACAGAUCACAAAUUGAAUGAGCUGAAGCCUGCCCUAACUGGCACUGUCUUGGCUGCAGGAGAAUAUUUUACUCACCAUUACCAAGCUUGGCUACAGGACACUAGUCCCUUGCUUGAAAUCCCUGUGCUGUGCACAUUGGAAAGGGGACUUCCUGCUGUGUCUUGCAGAAGUAGAUUUUCAGUUCAUUGCUAAACACUGAUCUCUGAGGCUGAACUCAAACUUUUUCUCCAUAUAAUGUAAAGAGAUGGUUAGUGAGCAAUGGAUUCUGCCACAUGUGCCAAAAUGACGGGUCCAGCUGACUGCUCUUCCCCCUCCCCACACUCCAGCAGCCUGAGAGUCCUUUACCCCCACCUGUAAGCUUUCUCUACAUGGUAAGAUGCCUGCUGUCUUGAACCAUUCAGCUGGAAAUUGCAACUUGUCUGAAGUGCUUUAAGAAGUGUUGCCUUUCUUCUCCUCUCCCUGCAGUGACCCUGGCAGAGGAGCAGCAGCUGGUAGUGUGGAGAUAAUCUCUGAGCAGAGCUGAAAGGCUUUUUCAAACUGGGUCCUAUGGUGCAAAACAACUUUGUUUCUAGGUGCUGGUUUUGUUGAUUUUUAUCUUACUGUUGAAAAGAACCAACAGUGCAGAAAUGGACUUGCAUGUAGUAACUGGAUCCUGUGACCACAUGGAAGAUUGACAUGGUGAGACAAUUUCACUAAAUCUCAGCAGGACCUCACAGCAGUAGCCUCUUAACAUCCUGUGCUCAGAGAACAGCCUCCUUUGAGAGAAUCCAUCACUCUGAACUGCUGAACACCAACUUAACUGUAACUGACCAAAAAGUUGCUGGCUGGCAGUGUGAGAGGAGCCUCCUAGGAUGUCUGUGCUCUUUCUGGACAGGACAGAUGGAGAUCACUGACUGGGUUGGGUAGACUUCACAGAAAAGUGGACUGGGGGUACCUGAAGAGGUCCCUGCUCAGAAAUGGAGAGAAUACAAAGGGAAUUCUUGGCCUCCUUAUCUCUUCUAGCCAUGCCUUUCCUAGGCCUUGUCUACACUGGACUUUGUUUUUCCAUAACCUUCCUGCUAUUGCUAUCGGUGACUCAGCUCUAUGGUAGGAGCACUAGUGCAGACAAGCUGCCUGUGUUCCAUCUCGACCUGCUCUGAGCAGGGUUACACAACACUGGUUAAAUGCCAGUGGCUGGUAUGCAUUAACACUCCUAGUGGCUGGGCUGAGCUAGUGAUUGUGAUAGUGGGGAGAUUAUGGAAAACCCUGAGUCUGGUGUUCUAUGGCAAAUGCAGUAGUGGUGCUUUCUCAGUCUUACAGUAUCUCCAAUGCCUGGCACAGGGGUGAGUUUCUUGAACUUCACCUCUAAGCCAGGCAGGAAAAGCACAAAACUCUGCUGUUGCUGUCCAGUAACUCCAAACUGGGAUUAAGAAACAGUGGUGUAUCUGAAUGCUCUGUUGGAAGUGACUUUGGAACUAGGGGGGAAGAGGGGGAGUUUGUCAGUGAAAGCCAACAACUUUGCUAUACAGAAUUAAAACAUUCAGGUGAGCAGGCUACCCGAGCCCUUUCCAUUUAAAGAGUAAACUCUGCAGGCAUUCUAAAUGGCACCAUGGAAAAGAAUCACUGUUAGAAUCCUUAAGACUCUUCACCCUAGUUAGGUUGCUUGUGCAUAAUAAUUGAGCAGCAGUGCCCUCUGGUGUUACUGUAUUGUAAAAAUCCCAUAAGCUGUUUACAAAACAUUUAUUUCAGAGCUGCUUGCUUGUUUUGAGUAGAUUCCUUCCCCUUAAGGAGUAUAUUUUAAACAUUUGGGGGUUUUUACCUGUUCCCUUUAUCAGUUGUCACACUUCAAAAGCAACCAUGUCUUAUGCUGUAAUACUGCAUCAAUGCAAAAUUAUUUUAUUCUAUUCUGGUGGCUUCUUACAAGUUUGAGGAUUUUUGGAGAUGUUUUACUGCCCUUCUCAGCUUCUUUUCCUUGUUUUGAGCAACAAUUAGGGAGUACAGCUCAACUUGGCAAUUUAGGCCUUAAACAGUAGAGAAAAAUCUGAAGAACAUAUAUGCUUGGAAGACACACCAGCAAUAAUUUAAUAUCCUUGUAAUGACAGUAUUUCUGGAUGGUUUUCUGUAGAUUUCUGCAUUCUGUAUUGCCAAGUGUUGCUACACCUAACUGCUCUGAUAUUGCACACCUGCUCACUCCCGUACUGUUUACUCAGCAAGGAAAGAUCAGUUCACAUAAUGCAUCAGAAUGUUAAUAAAAUCUUUGUGUCUGAAUUGUGGCAUGAACUGCAGUCAGCUUACUCCAUCAGCUUUGGAGAAUAGUAUGAUAAAGACAGAGACCUAAUUUUCAAAAGUGACUGACUAGUGAUUUUAGAUGCCCAAUAUGAGAGUUUAAAGGGGCCUAAUUUUCAGAAAGUGUUUGAACACUCACCCUCCCUAAAACAGGCCCUUUUAAACUGUCUCUGAGCAUCCAAAGUCAGUAGGUGCUUUUGAAAAUUGCAACCAGAAUCCUUAGUUCCAUGCCUUACGAUUGCAGACAGUCUGAGAAUCACAGCCUGCCAACUGCAUGACCUUACAGCUUAGCUGCAUGGAAACCUUAUUAACCGGGGUCUCAAACUCAUUAGAGGAGAGCCCAAGAUUCUGUUUAAUCAUGGUAAGGGGACUAGGAUAUAAAUUCAGGGGGCACAUUCCCCUUGUUCCACAGCAGAGACCACACUGAUGUUUGUAGGAGGCUCACACAGAAAUCAGGACAAUACAGCAUUUAUGGAAUAACUAAACAUUUAUUCCUGCAUUUACAUCCCCUAAUUGCAACUUCUACUUCCCUCCUAUUCCAGCAAUGCAAUCAUUAAUGUUGACAUAGAUGUGUGAGCUCUAGGCUUUAGAACUGAUACCCUAUUCACUUGAAUAGAAGGCAGAGGAAUUAAUGCCAGAGUCAUUGUUUCAUAGUCUCUGCAGCCUCAGGCUGGCAUUGUGGUGAUGGCUUACAGUUGGUUCAUAGGUGAAAGGUUACCUCUGCCCUCAUGUAGGUUAGAAACAUAAUUUACCAAAAAAUUAAACUGAGAUUGUGGAGAAAAUAGUUAUGGGGCUCUCAUGAAUUAGUUACCUGGACCAGAUCUGGCCACAACUGUUUGAUAACCUGGCUUUAUAAGAUGCUUUAGAAUAUUUAAUAUUGUAAAGGGCUAAGAUGCCAUGGUGAUGAGAGUGAUAUAAGUGCUGAGAAACAAGAGACUUUUAUGUCUAUGUAAAAGUCUAACCGGACAACCAAAAUACUCCCACCCCUACAAUGGUGAAUAUAGUCCUUUCCUGUA